AAAGAAAACGGAGAUUUAUUUGAUGGAGUGCGAGGGGAUAAAGAGAACGUGGCAAAUGGAGGGAGGACCUGUAGCGAUUGGAAAUGGAGUCCUUUGCUAGUGGGUGCGGCAGAGGUACUGGUCCUGUCUUGUUAACAACGAAACCCUGCUCUAACCCCUCCUCUCAAAAACCUCUCAUCUCAUUAUGGAAAUUGAAGAAACCCUAUUUCUUCUUCUACUCUCAUUGUUAUAGCACCACUACCAGGUGUAGUAGCAAUAAUCGCUGGGACCCGAAUGCUGAAACGCGAAGGUUCAAUUUUAAGUUCAAGUUUCGAGACAAAAACGGUGAUUCAGUACAAGUAGAAGAAGAUGAAAAGGGUGGUUCUACGAGAAAGGGGAAGAAAAGGAAGCGGAGGUGGUGGUCGGACCAAGAAGAAGAGCCUCCCGGCAUCUUGGAGGAAGCUAUUGACAGUUUGUGGGUUCUUCAGCUAGCCAAAUCCUAUGGUUGGAUGUUUCCACCUAUCGUCAUAACUUCGCUGCUUGCUACUGGCCCGAAAGCGUUUCUCAUGGUAUUAGCACUGUCAGUUGGACAGUCAGCACUGACUUUUGCAUUUCAGAAGUUACUAGGGAAGACUCAAAGCAAGCCGAAACGCAAGGUCCGAAAGAGGAGGAAAACAACUGGCAACACUGUAAAUGAUGCUGAUAUUGAUGAUGAAGAACAAGACAAGGAGGGAGCUGUAAAGGGAAGAAUGGGGUAUCGGUCUUGGGUUGUUGAUGAUAAUGGUUCCUUUAAUAAAGAUAACCAAGAUGCUCCCAACUUUGGUGGUUGGGACGAGUUUGAUGCUACAGCACCUCAAAGGAAACGUCAGCCUCGAAAGAAACCAUUGGCGAAUGGCAAGUGGAGCAUGAGUGGGAGAAAAAGUGACACACCCUUGCUGUUGAGAUUGUUAAUUGCUGUUUUCCCAUUUUUAGGUUCCUGGACAAAGAUGCUUUAAUGUUUUUCAUCCUUCGAAUUAGCCUCGAAUGAUGCAAGCCUUUGGUAUUGGUUAUGCCUGCAAACAAGAAGGGUGAGUUACAAAAAUUCAAAGGGCGGGAUUGUUUCUGUUCAUACCGGAAUGCUUUCCCUGCAAUUUGAAUCAGCUGAAGCCAAGAUGGGAAGGUCAAAGAAUCAACAGUUACAGAGAUAAUAUAUAACAGCUUCUCGUUGAGAUGAUGAAGAUUCCUCCAUCGUAUAUUAUAGUUGUCUUUCAUUCAAUUUGAUUCCACAUAUAGUGUCAACCUGAGUUUAUUUUUUUUGGAAUAAACUUGUCAUUGAAUGUCA
Molecule: messenger RNA, 1300 nt
Organism: Populus trichocarpa (black cottonwood)
Lineage: Eukaryota; Viridiplantae; Streptophyta; Magnoliopsida; Malpighiales; Salicaceae
Exons: 2
Coding region: 84-974 (296 amino acids)
Source: RefSeq, a predicted model, not a curated record